Messenger RNA from Chara braunii, 4224 nucleotides. NCBI's taxonomy places the organism in Eukaryota, Viridiplantae, Streptophyta, Charophyceae, Charales, Characeae. The record is from the annotation of a GenBank genome assembly.
GUGAACCCGACUACUCGGCUAGGGACGAUCGGGAGAAGGAUUAUCCGUGACACCGUGAUGGAGGAGGUUGCUGGAAGCUCCUUACCCCAGGCAGAGCCUGAGGCCAGGGAACCAGAGAAAGUCUAUGGGAAGCCUAGGGAAGAGGAGCCUGCGGACAAGGUUACCGCUGCUAAGAAGAAGUUUCGGUAUCAAAUCCCGAUCUUAACCUUGCCUGAGAUCGACGACACCCUUAGCAAGUUACUAGGAACCAUGGUAUCGAUGUCAUUUCAGACCAUGCUGCAGGCUAGCCCUAGGUUGCUCAAAGGGCUUAGACAACUGUUGAAUCGGCGGCGAGUAGAAAUAGACAACCCCCAAUUACCAGAAGAAGAAAGGGAGGAGGAAGCUCCGCAAGAGGUUGCUAACCUUCAAAGGAGUCACGGGGAUCUGGAGGACCUUGAGAAAGCCUUUGCAGACAUCCGUUUGAGCUUGCCAGACCGAGAAGGUGGCGAAGUCAUGAGGGCACCUCCUGGGACAAAGUUCAGUUUCCAUGCGCUACCCGUAGGAAAAUUAAAGAUUCAGAUCGGGACUCAUCAUACCGACGCAUUAGUAGACGGGGGAGCAGAAGUCACUCUCAUAAGGAGAGAUUUCGCAACAAUCACAGACUGUACGGUAAAUAAGGAAGUAACGGGGAGCAUCCGGGGAGCCGGUGGGGAAAUUUCGUUCGCAGGGUAUGUCACGAAAUGUGCAAUCGAGGCAAGAAUCAGAGAGUCAAUCUGGUCGUUUCAACGGAUGACCGUAAUGGAGGAAAUGGAUCACGACGUUAUCCUUGGGAGGCCCUGGUGCGCAAACGUAGAAAUGAUAGGCAUGCAUUUGCACGAUGGCACGCACAUGGUAGAUAUAGAGGACCCGGUGGCCGGUCGGGGUGAGCUCCUCCGACUCCUUGGGACGGGAGGAGACCCUCCGAAGGGGAAGUUGGCAACGUGGUCUCCGUCGAUAGAAGAUAGCGCACGAAAAGGGGCUUUCGCGCGGAUGGAGGGCAUGAGAGAAAGGGUAGAAAUUAUGAUUGAGGAGGCAUUCAACAAGAAGGAAUGGAUCAAGAUGGGCCUGCCCCAGAAGAAGAGGAGGCAGGAGGACGAAGUCUUAAGUGUUAUGGUAGCAGAAAAGGAGUCAGAAGUCGAACUCGGUGCCAGCCUGCCCAAACGGAAAAAAGUACACAUGGACGUGCCGGAAGUCACGCUAGAGAUUCCGGAUUUACAGCUCGUCAAGGCCCUCAGAUACCACAAGAUGCAGGUGACCCCUAUGGGCUUCACGAACGUGGUAGCCGAAGCACAAAGGAGAAUGCUCGCCGUAGUCGGAGACGUGUUUCCCAAAAAGUGUAAACACUAUAUCGAUGACAACCCGAUCAAAGGCGCUCAAGAGACGGACGAGACUGAAGUCCAGCCAGGGAUUCGAAGAUUCGUAUGGGACCAUCUGCAAGACAUUAAGGAUUUACUCCGCCGGUUCCUAGUAUACAACAUCACGGCUAGCGGACCAAAGAGUAUUCUAGCAGUACCGGAAGUAACUAUACUAGGAUUUCGUUGCGGGGCUUACGGUAGGAAACCAGACCCGGCAAAGACAGACAAGAUAUCCCAGUGGCCAACACCCCUGCGCACGACAACGGAGGCCUACCUAUUUGGGAGGCGAUUCAUCCUAAGGAUCGAUCCGACGAAUGUCGCGGGGGCCUUAAGGAACUACAGGCCUAUAGAUCCGACGGUGGGAAGAUGGGUAGGAUUUACCUGGCAGUUCGAUUACAAGAUCGAACGAAUUGCUAGAAUCAGGAACACGGUGGAUGGGCUAAGUCGGGUCUGCAUCACUCAUGAAGGUAUGGAGGAUGCGGAGCCCAUAGACGCGUUCCUCGAAUUCGAGGGAGAAACUCUUGCGGUGGACAGCGAAAUGAUGGGAGAAGAAUGCGCAUCGGGAGAAUUGUUGAUCCGCACUUUGGAGAAGAGGGCACAUGUUGUAGUAGCAAAACUUAGAGAAGGGUCAGUCACCACUCGAGGUUGUAAAGAGGGAGCGAUAGUAGAACCAAAGGAGGAGCUAAUAGCAAUGGCGGUUGAGGGAGGCCGGGAAGCCGUGAUGAGCUUAGUGGAAUCUUGGGAAAGGAAAGAGUUGCAAUGGAUGGUAAACCAGAUGCAGAAGAGAAAGGAUGAGGACCACGAAAGGAAGGAGUUUUUCUAUGCCCAGAUAUACGAAGGGAUCUUUCGGGAGAUCGGGUUGUUGCUGGUAGGAAACAAGCAACCCAUAGAAGUCAGCGCUAAAGCAAGGGAGGAGGCCGAAAGGUACGUCCUAAGGGGCGACCAUCUGUUCCGAAGAGAAGAAGGUGCUAUGCCUAGAAGAGUUGUGUGCGGAAGAUCUAGGCAGUUGGACGUUAUCCAAGCAAUGCACGACGGAUUAGCAGGAGGGCAUCGGUCGUCCAAAGGAACUCUUGCAAAAAUAGCGUCACUCUAUUAUUGGCUAGGCAUGGCAGGCAUGGUCGUCAUAUACUGCCAGACAUGCCUUAUCUGCCAGGAACAAAGCUCGGCACGUGUCUUUGAGCCGCUUAGACCUACGCGGGUGCUAGGGCCGGGACAUCUCGUCCACCUUGACCUUGCGGUCAUGCCUGUGUUAACAGAUGGGUACAGAUAUAUUCUAGAUGCGCGAGACAACUUGAGCGGGUUCGUGGAUGCGCGAGACAACUUGAGUGGGUUCGUGGAGGCAGUCGCCCUGAAGAGAAAGACAGGGAGAAGUGUAGCAAACUGGAUAGAAGACUUCUACUCGAGGCACCCUUUCGCCAGAAGAUUUAUAGCAGACAAUGAGACAAAAUUUGUAAACCAAGAAGUAUUGGGAAUGCUUAAGAGACUUUGCGUACCGAUCAAACUCAUCGACCCAUAUCACCCAGAGGCCAAUGCACCUGUGGAAAGAGGGCACCGAACCUUAAAGAACACGAUUGUGAAGCUCGUAGCGGACCAUCUGGGAAGCUGGCCUAGGUAUCUCAAGCAGGCUGUCUUCUCUGAGAACAUGACACCUAAGAGGACAACGGGAUGUAUCCCAACAGAACUUUGGUACGGAAGAAAGAUCGACUUUCCUGUAGAAGCCUUGAUACCUACCUGGAACAGGUUAGAGGACGAUCUGCGAACGACCAAGGAGGAGUUAAUGGCAAGGUGUCAACAGGUCCUUAAGAACGAAGAGGUCAUGGAAGACAUCGCCAACCAGGUACUAGACAGCGGGAUGAGGGACAAAGCAAGGUGGGACCAGUUAUGGGAGAAAAGGCUCAGGCCCCUGACGAGGAAGGGGCCAACAGGGGCGAACGGCAUGAGACUUGGCACGGGGAAAGCGAGGGGGGACAGGACAUGCACGACGAGCAUCAGGAUGGGGAGAAAAAAAGAGAAAGCCCGCUUGAAGGACGAAAGUGGCCAUGGCAGUUGUGAGGGGUAUGAGACAAGGACAAAGAUUCCUUGUACCUGCGAUCCACAGAACCUAACGGGAAGGUAUAGCCCCAUACAGACAGAGGACGAGGAGGAUGAGGAGGAGGAUGUACAAGAGAUCAUAGAGAUCAACAGCGGGGAUGAGAGGGAUGAAAUCUCCAGGCCUAGGGAAGAGAAGCGGCCUCCGAUGCUUCAGGCGCGCGAUGAGGCCUUCAGAUGGGAGGAUGAGUUUGGGCCAACACCCAGUCAUUGGUUUCAGCUAUGGACCAAUGUGAUCAAGCACGAGUGGAUUAUCAAGACCCGAGAACUCGCAAAGGCAGGGGUGGAAGCCACACCGUUGGACUUUUUCAGUGAGGCGGAACUACAGGAAAUUGCGCGGAAAAGGAGAGAGAUCGAGACCUUCGACGUGGGGGUUAGAAAGCCUGCCGAGGAACAGGGAAGGCAAGGGGUCGGGCAAGUCGAGGCUCAAGGCAGCGAUAGGAACUAGAUGUCAAUUAAGCACUGAACAGGAUUUUCGUUUUUCCUCUUUUUGCAAGACAUGGGAGCGACGAGAGCGUGUAUAGUAUGAGUAAGCUUGCUAAGGACGAGUGAUGAGAGGGUCAGCUAAAACUAUGUCACGAUAAGUUAGAAGAUAACAUUUUGAGGCUACUUUCUGGAUGAGCUACCUUCGAAAAAAGGUACAUAAGAGAAUGGCAUGGGGCAUGGGAUGAGACCAGUUGGGAAGGAUGUAUUGUGAAUCUUGGACGGGAUGAGGAUUGUGCUUUUGAAAAAAAGAAACUUUGAGUAAAGAUUGACGAGCAAG